Triticum aestivum (bread wheat) is the source of this 2707-nucleotide messenger RNA. RefSeq names its product S-type anion channel SLAH2. Gene Ontology annotation, biological process: intracellular monoatomic ion homeostasis; transmembrane transport. Bases 461 to 2422 code for a protein of 653 amino acids. Gene Ontology annotation, molecular function: voltage-gated monoatomic anion channel activity. The transcript has 3 exons. Gene Ontology annotation, cellular component: membrane. The record is from RefSeq and is a predicted model, not a curated record. Lineage: Eukaryota; Viridiplantae; Streptophyta; Magnoliopsida; Poales; Poaceae.
CAACAUACAGCUCCUAGUCCUAGCUAGGAUGUGUCCACGCGAUGUGUCACGCACUGAUGGGGCCAGUGCCAAGCCAACGAACCAGCCAGUCAUCGACUAAUCACCAUAUACGAACGGCGCAUCUGCCUAUUUAAAAGCCAAACACAAAUCGCCGCUUGCACUUGCACAUGCUUUGUCCACCACCUUGCAUUGUGUUCCCUGCCUGCCUUCCUAGGUUUUUCCUCCCUCUUCAUCAAAAGGGUUUUGUGCUUCUGACGCUGAUGCUCUGAGUACGUACUUCCAUGCCUGUCCGCCCGCCUAGCCUAACAACGCCCAGAGUUACUCAACAACUUGGAUGCAACUCUUUCUUUGGGAUUUUUAGGCAAGGCAGAGAAGCUCUACCGAUUUCAUUUCGUUAUUAAGAUACACAAAGGUGAAAUAUAAAGCCAAAUCUGCUGAUCGCCUGCUGGUCCAGCGCGACAUGGACAGUUUGGCUUUGGCACUACUAAGUUUGCAGAAAGACAUCGAUUUGCACUUGAAAGUUAGGAUGGUGACUUGGAUGAUGUAUAGUUGUACUCCACUUAGUUCUCACACUCGCUCUGUGCAGGUGCCGUCUGAGCGAGCCAUGGAAGCCAACACAAGCAGCAAGACCGGCGAGGUGCCGUCCCUCCUCGCCAACGUCGAGGUUUCCCAUCUCGACGGCUUCGACACCACCACCCCGAUGCAGAGCCCCAGACCGGUGCUUCACCCCGACACGGGCCGCCCCGCCCGGAUGCGCCCGCCGGAGCGCGUGGCCCCGCGCAGCGAGGCGGUGAUCCCAGCUUUCGACUCGCCGUUCAACCCGCCGGGGCAGCGCUCGGGGCACCUCGUGUCGAUCAGCCUGCCAUCGUCGCCGACCGGCUUUGGCGAGCCCCUCGUGGCGCCCGGCGGCGACUUGCACGAGCGGAAGCAGGCCAUGUCCAACGCGGCGCAGGAGCCGGCGCAGAACGUGAGGUUCGCGCAGCCGCACAGGGUGAUGUUCCGGUCGCAGCCGAACCCCGGCGGGGUGCCCACCCACGGCGUGAGACGGAUGGGUAGCCGGGGCGGCAGGACGAUGAACCGGGACAAGCGCUACGACUCGUUCAAGACGUUUUCCGGGAAGCUGGAGCGGCAGAUCACCCAUCUGGCCGGCGGCGGCCUGCCGGUUAGCACCCCCGAAGAGGAGGAGUUCGCCCAGGGACAGGGAGAAGCCGUGAGUGGCGACAACGUUGAUCGCUUCUUCGCCGCACUGGAGGGACCCGAGCUGGACAAACUCAAGUCGUCGGAGGAGCUGGCGCUGCCGGCGGACAAGAAGUGGCCGUUCCUGCUCCGGUUCCCCAUCUCGGCAUUCGGUAUGUGCCUCGGGGUCAGCAGCCAGGCGAUCCUGUACAAGACGAUCGCGACGGCGGCUCCGACCGAGUUCCUGCACGUGAACCCCAAGGUGAACCUGGUUCUUUGGUUCAUCUCCGUGGGGCUCAUGUCCAUCAUCACGGCCGCGUACGCAUUCAAGAUCGUCUUCUUCUUCGAGGCCGUCCGUCGCGAGUACUACCACCCCAUCCGUGUCAACUUCUUCUUCGCGCCGUGGAUCGCGUGUCUGUUCCUGGCCAUGGGCGUGCCCCCCUCCGUGGCCACCCAGCUGCCUACCUGGCUCUGGUACGCGCUCAUGUCUCCGUUUCUGUGCCUGGAGCUCAAGAUCUACGGGCAGUGGAUGUCCGGCGGGCAGAGGCGGCUGUCCAAGGUGGCCAACCCGUCCAACCACCUGUCCGUGGUGGGCAACUUCGUGGGCGCGCUGAUGGGCGCGUCCAUGGGGCUCAAGGAAGGUCCCAUCUUCUUCUUCGGCGUCGGGGUGGCGCACUACACCGUGCUGUUCGUGACGCUGUACCAGCGGCUGCCCACCAACGCGACGCUGCCCAAGGACCUGCACCCGGUCUUCUUCCUCUUCGUGGCGGCGCCGAGCGUGGCGUCCAUGGCGUGGGCCAAGAUCGUGGACGAGUUCGGCGUGGGGGCCAAGCUCGCCUACUUCAUCGCCAUGUUCCUCUACGCGUCGCUGGCCGUCCGGAUCAACUUCUUCAGAGGGUUCAGGUUCUCGUUGUCGUGGUGGGCUUACACGUUCCCGAUGACCGGCGCGGCCAUCGCGUCCAUCCGGUACGCCACCGUGGUGGACAACGCCUUCACCAAGGCGCUGUGCGUGGGGCUGUCGCUGCUGGCCACGCUCGCCGUGACGGGCCUCUUGGCCACCACCAUGGUGCACGCCUUGGUGUUCCACGACCUUUUCCCCAACGACAUCGCCAUCGCCAUCACGGACCGCAAGAUGAAGCCUAUCAUGGAGCUGCAGGAGAGUGGCAAGGACGACGACAGCCGCUCCGGCAGCAGCAGCAAGGACGUGGAGGCCGGCGUCACUGCCGCAGUAGCACCAGAAGCUUGAUGGAGUGGCUACGCGAUAUAUUAUUUGCGUGGAAAUCAAAUGAUGGCGCCAACGAUCGGGCACUUGGUGGGAUAGGAUACGAUACGAUCGUACUGGAGUACAAAAGUUUGCUUGCGCGGUAGUAAAACGGAGAGGAGCUGUCGACGAUAGUCACCGGCAUAGAAUAAGCAAAGAAGGUCUCUUUGGAAUUUGCAAGGAUCUCACUGGAAACCUCCGUUUCCUAAAAGAAUCAUACGACCUCUGCUCUGCUUGGCCGAAAUGAGCAAAUAGCGUCCAUGCAUCUCA